UUAAGAGCUAAUCAGAAAGAACACACUGGCCAUGAGUGAGACGUUCAAAACGAGGACGAGGAUUUAACGGAAUUGUUACCAUUCAAAUUCAAAUUUCUUUAUUAUUGGAUAGGGUAUGAUAUCAAUGAUUUGGGCUUUGAGUAGGCCUAUAUUUCUUAAAUAUAUUUCUUAAAUUUUUUCACCCCUUCGCCUUUUGAAUAUGAAAUCUAUAAUCUCAGCCUCUCUAUAAUUUGCUCAACACAUAUUUUAUUGUUCAAAUAAAAUCCCAUCCUUAUUUUGCCAUUCAUAUUGAAUCUUUACUGUCUUUCAUUGUACAACACAAUCAUCUAAUAAUUAUUCAUAACGCUCUUCCAUCUCCUUGGCUGCAUUAAGACGAGGCUCGGGUCAGAGCAAAGAUCGGGAUCCACACAUGAUAAGGGAUAAAGUUAUUUAUUAGAAUAAAGUAAGUAUCAUGAAAUCUGUAAAGGGAUUAGUGUAUCGUAUGGAAGAUUAGAAAAUGUGCGAUUAUAUGGUUUGGACAGAAAACCAGUACCAAAAAGUGGAGACGGAUGAAGACAAUGCCGAUCCCUUGGCAUUGUCUGACGAUAUUCAGAUUUCAGACUUUAUUGUCAUUGUGCAAACAACGAAAUUGGGGUUCUUCAUGAGAGAUACAGAUUCUCAUCAGAGGGUGUUCGUUAUUUGAUAGUCCUUUUGGACCUUACAAUGAUUACUGUUGCGCAUUGUGUCUCAGUGACAGAGUGCUAGAGUGGAGGUAGCGCGUCAGUCUUGAAUAUCUGCGCGGGGGGUGCGAUUUUAAGUGACGCGAAUUUAUGUGAAGCCUAUAAAGUCCUAAUUCUCAUGCAUAUGGAAUACUUAUUCACUAAAGCUUAUGGAAUUAUAUUUUUGUGCUUAUUUCGAACUUGAACCCAUAUUUUCAAGGCCGUGCUGGCACCACAUCUAUGGGGGUAAAAUGCAUGAUGAUAGACCGGCGAAUUUGAACCCCGGUCGCUGGCGUUCGGGUCUUAUGCUAAUCCACUACGCUACAGCCGCUACCACUCAGCGGUCGAAAACAUGCAAUACAUUUCUUACAUAGGGUGUAUUUAAAGUGAAUUCCCUAAAUGAUAGAAUAAGGCAGGAUGGACGUUGCUUAUGCAUUUUUAAAUCAUCAUCAUUCUAUUUGGAUUAAUGGCGAACAAUUCUGCAUUUGGCAUAGUUAUUUUACAGACAAUAUGCAGAAUCUUUUCACUUAUACGCAUAUAGACUGCUUGAUCUAUCGUAAAGGUGAGAAAAAUGACGCAAAAAACGCCCCUCUCACGUGAACGCGCACUGAACCUCAAGCGGAAAACCUGGUUCAACUAAUUGAAUCUAAAGUGAGCUUUGUGGUACCAUUUAACUCUGAUUGCGAGUUGCGGCUCUGUCGAGCCAGGUUUUCCCAAGAAAGCCUGGGUAUGUUCAGCGAGCUUCGUGGUAGCCUAUAGGGCACUGGUCUGCAUACAGAGUAGAGCGGAGAUGAAGCGUUCCUUCUGUCCUUCGAGGAUCUCCUACACACACUUUUCGGAAUGUAUAUAUCUCCUUCAGCAGUCUGCAUGCUUCAUGACAUCGAUCUAAAAACAGCUCUCCCUCGUCAGCGGCUGCGUCUCGACUUUGAUCGCACUGUUGUUGUUGUUGUUGUUGUUGUUGUUGUUGUUGUGACGUCUGAUCCGCCCAGAGAGCCUACCCAGGAGGGACCCCCCGCUCAAACCACACCCCCCCCCCCCCCCCCCCCCCCCCCCCCCCCCCCGCCGUCAUGCACACCCCAGCCACCAUGGUGAUGGGGAUCGUGUUCGCCCCGCUCGGGCUGGUCCUGGUCCUCACCGCCUCCAUCACGCCCCAGUGGAGGGAGGGACAAGCCCGCCUGGGCCUGACGGGGCCGGGUUCCCCGCCCCGCCCCAAGGCAGCGCGGGGCGGCGGCGGGGGCCCGGGGACGCUGGCGGCCGUGGAGACGCUGCUCCUGCUGCGCUCCGACGGCCUGUGGGAGAGCUGCCUGCAGGUGGUCCCGUCGGAGCUGAAGCAGUGCUGGCCCGUGACGGGGGCCUACCGGCGGGACCCCCGGCUGAGGCUGGCCCGGGGCCUGGUGCUGAGCUCCUUGUUCCUGUGCGGCACGGGCAUCGUGCUGGCCGGCGUCGGCAUGCGCUGCUGGAGCGACGUGCCCCUGAGGGGAGUGGCCGCCCUGGGGGGCUUCCUGGUGGUGCUGGCGGGGCUGCUGAGUCUGACCGCGCUGGGGGUCUACACACACAACCUGGGGAGGCUGGGCGUGGAUAACCCCGGGGAGGGCCCCGGGAGCGGCGGCGGGGCCCCGCGCUACCCUCACCUCACCCUGCGCCCGGCCGGGUCGCUGUACUUCGGGUGGCUGGGCUCCUGCAUCCAGGUGCUCGGGGGGGGCGCCUUACUGCUGAGCUUCAAGAGGCCCUGGUGCCCGGCGACGCAGGCCUGCCCCGAGCUGCCCGCCUGCCCCGCCUGCCGGUCCUGCCCCGAGCUCAGCAGCAGACCGGAGACGGAGGUGUAUGAGAUGAGCUGCUAGGGCGGACCAGCGCGUCACCGGGCAUAACGUCCUCUGACGGGGGACGAGGCUGUCGGUGUCAACGUGGAUCAUACUCAAUACUUUCCAAUCGUUUACAACGGGACCAAAUUUAUAAUGACAUUUAAGACCAAAUUUUACAAAACUAUGACUUACGAAAGAAAUACAACAGCGAUGUGUUCAACACAGAUGUCGAUGACGUAUUGGAUGGGGGAUGUAUGAAAUGUUGAAAGCCAGAACUGAAUGCAGUGCUGUCUGCAGAGACACCUUUAAAUGGACUUGCUACCUUAACUGCGAAAUUGAUAUUGUGUAUUAGGUUGGCCAAGAGCAGUCUGCCAUGAGUUCUGAUCUGUACCCGCUUUCGUGCUUGAAUGGUUGUUUCUGUUCUUGUUGUGAUUGUUUCGGUUAGGAAGAAACUGUGUUCAUUGAAAAAAUAUAUAUAUAUUUAGACUAGAUGAGUAGAUGUUGAGACACGGUGUUGAAAUAUUGCCCUUAAAUGGGAUGAAAUGUGACUUAACCUUUUAAAUAAAUGUAGACAUUGCGAUGUAAAUGUAUGUUAAUGAUCCAUAUUACCCAUCUUCAAUUACAACUGUUGUGUUGUUUUAUGUGAGCGAAUUGCAAUUGCACAUAAUACUCCUUACCUAUUACUUAUUUAAUAUGCUUAUGCAAGUUUUUGUCCCUUUUGGAUAAGCAGCAGCGUUUCCAGAAUAAAACAGUUUUUUUCACAUGAGCUCCAUUGUCUCUCAAUGAAAAGAUAUUUCUUCUGCUCUCUGGUCUAGACAUGAUUUGAGACUAUUUCUUAUAUUGAUGAGAAAAUUAGAAGAAUGUGUAAGCGGUUUGGUUUUGUUGUUAGUAACUCAAUUGUCCCCUGCCUUUUCAGUCUUUUGUAAUCUGCCAAACAUGACAAGUAUAUGGCAAAAGAAAAAAAUAGAAAAGCGUUCUGGGACAUUAUCUCACAAAAGUGCUUUAUAAAGAAUGGGGGCUUCACUUGAACAAAGGCCUUAUCUUUCAGAAGAGAGUGACUACAUUUCGGUUAGAAAUAAUAUGAGUAAAAUAAUGAAGUGUAAAUGUGUGUGAAACUGGCAUCAAAAAAGGAAUAGCAUUUUAGCAUUCUUAUGGCUAAUGAAUGUGUUGUUUGAGAGAGGCAGAAAGGUCCCUUAUAACUAAGAGAUCGAAGAGUUUACCGUCUAAAUGUCAAUGAUGUUUAAUGAAUUAUCUAGGCGAUUGCAGUUAAAGGACAUUUUAAGAUGGCCUUGCAGCCUGUACAAUCUUCAGCUUUGAAUUUGUGUAUUAUCAUGUUGGGCGCCAGUUGUCGAUAACAAAGUACAGGGUUAGGAUUAGGGAAAAAAACACUACAUUAUUAACUUUUUCUUGGGGGGUUAGUGCUUAUGAGUACUUAUUAGCUCUCAUAAAGCUGCACAAAUAUAGGCAUUAAUACCACCCACAGCAGCUGUGUCACUAAGCAGUCGAAUUAAGGCCUCAAUUAAAAAUGAUAUGUGUUGUGUGAGAGAACUAUAUAGGUCUGUAUAGUGAACGGAUGAGGUGCAAAGUUUUAUGGCAGCUUAUUCAGACAAGAGCCUGGAAACUGACAACAGACGAGAAGUGUACAUGAAUUUAUUACCAUCAACACAAUUUGUAAUCUCACUUUUACCCAACAUUACAUUGUUGUAAAAUUGUAUUUACAUUAGAAGAAUACAAUAUAAGACAACUCCAUUGUAAUCCAAUUGGAAGAGCAGUGUACUCAUAGUUUCAGUAGAUCAGAAGGACAACAUUAAUACUCUAUUUAUAAAAAAUGAAUUCCACUUGGCAAUACUAAUUCUUAAAAAAGGUAGACAACCAAUUUCCGGCACGGUGCUUAAGAUGUGCAUCUCUAUAUUAUUUAAAGAGAAGAUACACACUUCACCCCUCCUGUGAGCUUUCUGACAUCCAUCAGCUACAGUGAAUAGCGGUCAUUGUAUAAAAAGUUGACAUUUAUUUCUGAGUAAAAAAAAAAGUAUAAUAUAUAUCUUUAUAACUAUCUAGAACUACUUUGCCUUUUUCUCAUAAAAAAAAAAUAGAUUUAUCAAAGAAAGACUUUUAAAUAAUCUGUAGUACAAACAAUAGUAUAUCUAUACUAUUGAAUAAUUAUAUGGUAUAUAUGGUAUAACUUAUUACACUGUGUGACCUUGGGUGUAAGUUACCUUAUAAAAAUACAUUUGAGUCGGAAGGUUUUUAACCUUAAGAGCAGGAGGGACUCACUGAUAUGAUUCAGUGUGUAGCUCCUUAUUGAAGUUGAUCACAUCAAUCCCCAAUGUCGCAAGACAACAAAAGAGAACGGGAGAAAUGUUUGCCAGUCUUCCCACUUAAUCUUUGCUCAUCUGUUUAUGUCAAGUGGGAUAGU
Molecule: messenger RNA, 4916 nt
Organism: Gadus macrocephalus (Pacific cod)
Lineage: Eukaryota; Metazoa; Chordata; Actinopteri; Gadiformes; Gadidae
Gene: cldn23l
Product: claudin 23-like
Exons: 1
Coding region: 1766-2539 (257 amino acids)
Biological process (GO): bicellular tight junction assembly; cell adhesion
Cellular component (GO): plasma membrane; bicellular tight junction
Molecular function (GO): structural molecule activity
Source: RefSeq, a predicted model, not a curated record